AUGCUACGAAUAGACAUAUUCCCCAUAUUCUACCUCGAGGUGCUUCUAUCGUUGAUAUUUGUUGUGUCGAUAGCGUUGAUAGUGUUGUCUCUUAAAACGCAGCCGCAACUGCCCGAACUUGUAGAACAUGAACGGUUCAAUUUCAUAGAGUUGAAAAACUACCGUCCUACAGAUAUACUUGCGGUAAGCACAAACUCCAGUUGCCCCUUGGUGGUGAGUUUUGAAUUGAACCACACGGUCACGGCUUGGUCUCCCAAGGACAAGAGCAAGCACGUUUUGUCCAAGGACUUGUGGCCAAUAAAUCAUAUAGCCGUUAGUGAUGAUGGCAUUUAUAUCAUCUUUGUUAGUUUUGGCAAGCAAACAGUGUAUUGUUUUGAACACUUUAAGUUGAAAUGGACAAAGCCAAAUUUGAACUUGAACAGGAACUCAAAGAUAUUGGUGUCCUUUUUUAGAGAAAGAACGGUGCCUGGUUAUUUAACAAGGAAAAUUAUGAAAAGAGGUGAUAGUUCUGCUUCAUUAACAACAUUGAGUUCCAGCUCUAAAGUUAACGGCAAUUUUCCACCGCCUCCAAACCCAAUAACUCAACAAAGGACUAGUGUUGUUUCCAAAAACGCUCAAGUAAAGGAUGAUUUUAUCAUGAUAACCCAUAACGAAAUAAUCACAGUUUCAUGUAAUGACGGCGAUGUCAAGAGUGAACCAGUCGAGUACCUCAUAGCAGCUACAAAGCUUAAAACACCGCGAGUCAAUGAUAGAAUUAUUUGUCAAAACAAACAAGGAGACCUCACUGUAGGAGUAUCUAUCAACAACAAAUUUGUUUACAAAAAACUCCCCCUUAAGCAAAACUACAUGGGUUCAAACAAUCCAUUUACAAACAUCCGUGUGCGUAAUCUCAACCCCGCAACAAUAAUACCCGUAGACUUUAUAGGCAUGAUUGUUGUGGUUCAAGACUUGACGGCCAGAUUAAUUGACGUCAACACGGGGAUUGUAUUAAAGACAUUUAAUAUAGGUCAGUUCAAAGCAGGAACAUUCAAAGUGGCACAUCUGCAGCCGACGCAUUGUAAGUUUUGCGGUUGUGUUUCAAUGAAUUCGUUUUCAUUAAUUUAUCAAGAUGAUAAGAACACGCUCAUUGUUCACACUUUCAAAAUCGAUACCCAGCGGUCUAAAAACAGCAUAUGUUUUCGUGUUGAAAGAGAUCCUAGAGAGAUUCGGUGUCUAGGGUUCAAUGUGGUGAGUGAGUACCAGUUUUUGUACGAAAAUAUAAAGUAUUGGCAAGUCACUGAUGUCAAUACCAUCAUUGGUCUUGAACAAUUAUCACGUAUUUCUGAACCAACAGUCCAACCCACUAGUGGCUGUAUUGGUGGUGCUGUGGCUGCUAGUGCUAGUGCUGCGGCUGCGGCUGCGGUUGCGGCUGCUGCUGGUGGUAGUGGUAGUGGUGGUGAUCAAGGUCUAACCUCCCUACGUUUGCGGAAACAAAAAACUAAAAUCUCUAGAGACAAAUACGAAGGGAUCAUAAUUUCGCUUGUUGAUGGUAAAAAAGAAUCUUACCCUAUAGAUAUAGAUCAGCCAAUUUUAUCACUGGCAAAAUAUGGAUUCAAAUCAAUUUUGAUUAAUUUUGGUGAUUCAAUGAAGAUUUUUUAUCAAGGAACAAACAAGCUAAUAGAGAAUGACUUGUAUUAUAACAAUCGUAACAAUGGCAGUGUUAGUAGUUUGUUAUUCUUUAAUAAGAGAAGAAGUAGAUAA
Molecule: messenger RNA, 1740 nt
Organism: Lodderomyces oxycetoniae
Lineage: Eukaryota; Fungi; Ascomycota; Pichiomycetes; Serinales; Debaryomycetaceae
Exons: 1
Coding region: 1-1740 (579 amino acids)
Source: RefSeq, a predicted model, not a curated record